GCUAUCUGGGAACGCCACGUUCCAGAGUGGUCGAGUCAGUCCGACACAGCAAGCACUGUGUAGUAAAAGCCACGUUUAAUUCUUCUUCUUCUUCUUUCCAUUUCCAUUUAAUAUUAUCUCUCUCUUUCUCAACUUUUUACCUUCUUUGUGUACAAAUUUUGGAGCCAUCUUUUGGGUCUUUUGGAGAAUAUUCAGAGAUAUGGGUGAUGCAGUGUUUGAAUUCCUUGAGAACGGUGACGGUGACAAUCGGGAAAAUAGCAGAAGAGGGAUUCAGAGUCAGAGUCGGAGUCAGAUUCAGAGUCUUGUAAUAGAUAUAUACCCUUUGAGUAGCUACUAUUUUGGGUCCAAAGAGGCAAUUCUCUCCAAGGAUGAGACCAUGGCUGAUCGUGUUCGGAGAUUAAAAUCCAACUAUUCUGCUCAUGGAUUGAGGACUUGUGUAGAAGCAGUUAUUCUGGUGGAGCUGUUUAAACAUCCUCAUAUGCUGCUUUUGCAAAUAAGAAACUCCAUCUUUAAGCUUCCGGGGGGUCGGUUAAGACCUGGAGAAUCAGAGAUUAAUGGAUUGAAACGCAAGUUGUCAAGGAAGCUGUCGGGGAACGAAAAUGGUGAUGGUACAGAAUGGGAGGUUGGAGAAUUCCUUGGAAAGUGGUGGAAGCCGGACUUUGAAACAUUGCUCUAUCCAUACUUGUCACAUAAUAUUAAAAAGCCUAAGGAAUGCACAAAACUUUACCUUGUAAAGUUGCCUGAAAGUCAAGAGUUUAUCGUACCGAAAAAUCUCAAAUUGCUUGCGGUUCCUUUGUGCCAGAUUCAUGAAAAUCACAAGACAUAUGGACAGAUAAUAUCAGGGGUCCCACAAUUGUUAUCCAAAUUCUCCUUCAACAUUAUGGAAACUUAAUAACUAAGACACUUUUUUCAAGAAAAAAAACUAAGACACAGAGACGUAUAUAUAUAAGUGUGUGUGUGUUUGUGUCUGUUGUAUGAUAUUGAGUGAGCGAGUGAGUUUUUACCUUAUAUACCUUGGUUUCAGCCUUUCAGGGAAUCUUUGAUUAUACAUGUAAAUUUCUUUAUGGGAAAACGACAAGUGAGUUGUAUUAUUUUGUAAGUUUUUUUUUUCCUUUUGGAACAAUUUAUUUUGUACUAUUGUACUCCAUUAAUAAUAAAGAUUUUUUUUUUCUUAAGUACA
Molecule: messenger RNA, 1180 nt
Organism: Cannabis sativa
Lineage: Eukaryota; Viridiplantae; Streptophyta; Magnoliopsida; Rosales; Cannabaceae
Product: pre-mRNA cleavage factor Im 25 kDa subunit 1
Exons: 7
Coding region: 200-892 (230 amino acids)
Cellular component (GO): mRNA cleavage factor complex
Molecular function (GO): mRNA binding
Source: RefSeq, a predicted model, not a curated record